AUGAAGUUGUUGGUUGCUUUAACCUUCGUCAGCCUGGCUGUGAUGUUCGUGAUGAUCCUCCAGACCGUGCGCCAGGAGCUGCACAUGCGUCAUUUAAAUACCCGCACGGUGGAGCACGCUGCUGAGUUCCAAAAGGGAGAGAAAGUCAUUGCUACAUUAAAACCCCAAAUCAGCGUGCUGAAAACGAAUCUGGCGUCCGUCAUGGGCAGAGUAGAGGAGCUCCAGAAGCGGAAAGCAGCCGCUGAACAAGAAGAGCAGACGCACAAAGCAAGUUUGCUGGCAUGCGGCAAAGACAAGGACUUCAGCCUAACCAACUCCUCAUGGAGUGCAGAAAACAUGCGCUUGGAUGACUACUACAAUGGUCGGUGUGAGGCAGACAAUUUAGUAGGAGAGAAACUGAGGGGACCCUGGAGAAGAACGUCCAGCUAUGAUCGCUUCCAAAUGUUGGAAAUAGGGGGAGUCUACCUCAGCAAGUUUAUUCAGUCAAAUGCUUGUGAGUUUACCCGCAGCAUAAAAACCACAGGAGCAGCAUUUGAGUAUGUUGUAUUCUAUAACAAAGAAGAGCAGAGAAGUGUCUGCAUUUUCCAAGCUGGGUACCUGCCGGAGAGACCACCAGGAAUUGUCCACAGAGGAGCAAUCUCAACCAUGAUUGAUGCUGCAACCUGUCUACAUGCAACCCACGUCUGUGGGCCAAUGAUGACCGUCAACCUCAACAUUAAUUACCGGAGCCCUAUCCUACUCAGGAGUACAGUAUUGAUUGAAUGCCUCUAUAAAAGUGAAGGCCGAAAACAUUUAUUUUCCUGCCAAGUGACCAGCAGCGAUGGCUAUACAUUGCACAUAGACGCAACAUCCCUUGUCACUUCGAAGAUGGUGAGGAGUUUGUUACGAAUAUUAACGGGUUGCCAGCGCUUUGCUACAUCUCCAUCCGUGUACCCUCACGCCUGCCCUUUUACUUGGCUGUCAUUCAGAAGCAGCUUUAUGCGGACCAUGGUGACACUGCCAUUCUCAUUUCCGCUCAAGCCUCGGGACUUCAGUUUGCCGAAUUCAUCAUGGAAUGCAGAGAUGAUGCGCCUGUAUGACUACUACAACAGCCAAUGCGAGGUGGAAAAUGAAGCUGGAGAGAAACAGCGAGGACCCUGGCGGAGAGUGCCUAGUUAUAAUCGCACCCUCAAGUAUGCCACAGGAGGAGCCUAUCUCAGCAAACUCAUCCAGUCCAAAAAUCGCCUUUUUACACGCAGCAUUAAACCUACAGGAGCAGCAUUUGAGUAUGUUAUAUUUAUUAACAAAGAAGAGCAAAGGAGUGUUUGCAUUUUUCAGGCUGGACAUCUAUUGGAGGGCCCACCAGGGCAUGUCCACGGGGGGGCAAUAGCCACUAUGAUUGAUUCUGUUACUGGCGCUCAUGCAGCUUUCCUUUCUGGAGCAGUGAUGACUGCCAAUCUCACGAUUAAUUACCGCAGCCCCAUCCCAUUGGGAAGUACAGUGUUAAUUGAGUCUUCCCUUGAUAACAAGGAAGGCAGGAAAACUUUCAUUUCCUGUAAAGUGACGAGCACUGAUGGCUCCAAGUUGCACACAGAGGCAACAGCACUCUUCCUGUCUAUCAAAGUCAGCCAGUUAUUGGGAAUGUGA
Nerophis lumbriciformis (worm pipefish) is the source of this 1626-nucleotide messenger RNA. Lineage: Eukaryota; Metazoa; Chordata; Actinopteri; Syngnathiformes; Syngnathidae. The record is from RefSeq and is a predicted model, not a curated record.